Molecule: messenger RNA, 1131 nt
Organism: Aspergillus homomorphus CBS 101889
Lineage: Eukaryota; Fungi; Ascomycota; Eurotiomycetes; Eurotiales; Aspergillaceae
Product: alkene reductase
Exons: 1
Coding region: 1-1131 (376 amino acids)
Molecular function (GO): FMN binding; NADPH dehydrogenase activity
Source: RefSeq, a predicted model, not a curated record
AUGUCCACCACCACGAAACUCUUCACCCCCCUCAACGUGGGCAAGAUGAACCUGUCCCACCGACUGGCGAUGGCACCGAUGACACGCUUCCGCGUGGACGACGCCCACGUGCCUUUGGACAUCGUGACGGAGCACUACGCGCAGCGGGCAGCGGUGCCGGGCACGCUGCUGAUCACGGAAGCGACGCUGGUGUCUCCGCGGGCAGGAGGGUACCGUAACGUGCCGGGGAUCUGGAACGAGGCGCAGAUUGCGCAAUGGCGCAAGGUGACGGACGCGGUGCACGCGAAGAAGUCGUACAUCUACAUGCAGCUGUGGGGGCUGGGGCGGGUGGCGGACCCUUCCGUCCUGAAGGAAGAGGGCGGGUUUGACCUGGUGUCGGCGAGCGCGAUCCCCGCGGCGGCGGACGGGCCGGUGCCGCGGGCGCUGAGCGAGACGGAGAUCCAGGGCUUCAUCGGCGACUACGCGCAGGCGGCGCGCAACGCCAUCGCGGCCGGCUUCGACGGCGUCGAGAUCCACGGCGCCAACGGCUACCUGAUCGACCAGUUCAUCCAGGAUAACUCCAACCAGCGCACCGAUGCCUGGGGCGGUAGCGUUGAGAACCGCGCCCGCUUCGCCCUCGAGACGAUCAAGGCCGUUGUCGACGCUGUCGGCGCUGACCGCACCGCGAUCCGCUACUCGCCCUUCAGCACCUUCCAGGGCAUGCGCAUGAAGGACCCCCUGCCCCAGUUCCGCUACCUCGCGGAGAAGACCGCGGAGUUCAAGCUCGCCUAUGUCCAUGUCGUCGAGCCGCGCAUCCAGGGUAACACUGAGGGCGAGUGCGGUAACGAGGAUAGCCUCGACUUCUUUGUCAAGGCCUAUGGCCAUGCCGGCCCCAUCAUCACUGCCGGUGGCUUCACGGCCGACUCUGCCAAGACGGCCGUUGAUGUCGACUACAAGGACUACGAUGUCAUCGUCGGCAUUGGUCGCCCCUGGACCGCGAACCCUGAGCUGCCCUUCAAGGUCCAGCGCGGUAUCCCCCUCAAGCCUUAUGAGCGCGAUGUCUUCUACCUUCCCAAGGAUCCCAAGGGUUACAUCGACUAUGACUACAGCGAGGAGUUCAAGGCUUCCGAUGUCGUCAAGGUUGCUGCUUAA